AGCCUGAAGGGAGGAGCUGAGCUAGGGCAGGAGGGUGUCCCGGCUCUCCCUCCGGUUCUCCUGUUCUCCAGCUCCACACCGGCUGCUGACUGCAGCAGAGGGACUGCCGGCUGCCAAGAGUCUGCCCCUACCCCCGGCCAGUGCACUUGCUAGCUAGCUCUUGCUCUCUCUCUCCCGCUCUUACCCACGAGAGACCCAGACUGGCAGAUUCAGCCUUGGAGGUGAAUCCUGAAAGGGGGUCCAGCUGCCUGACUCCUUCCAGAGCCCUCUGCCUGGCAACAGGUGGUGACUUCUGGGGAGUACAAUGGCGGUCCAGCUGCUGCGGCAGACGGUGUAUCUCCUACUGAGUCUGUUCUUCCUGGCUCAAGGUGCCCUCGGUGGCAGUCCCCGAGAAGACUUCCGCUUCUGUGGCCAGCGGAACCAGACACAACGGAGCUGGCUCCGUUACAGCCAAAUUCCGGAGCUGCACAUCUCUGUGCGGAACACGGACGAGGCCCUCACGAUCCACGCCCCCUUCUCUGCAGCCCCUGAGCUCCCUCGCUCAUUCCCAGAGCCCAGAGGGCUCUACCACUUCUGCCUCUACUGGAGCCGCCACACAGGAACGCUCUAUCUGCGCUACGGCAAGACCCCUUACUUGCUGAGUAGCGAAGCCUCCAGCCCCCUCUGCUUCCGGAAACAGGAGCAGAGCUCGGAGCAGGGGGUCCCGUUACUUGCCACCUCCGUCAGCUCCUGGCGGAGCCCCCAGAACACCAGCCUUCCUGGGGCUGCCAUCUUCCGCUUCUCUUUCCACAAUGCCCCGCAGGUCUCCCACAAUGCAUCUGUGGACAUGUGUGAUCUGAAGAAGGAACUGCAGCUGCUCAGCAGUUUCCUGCAGCAUCCUCAGAAGGCCUCCAGGAGGCCCUCAUCAGCGCUCAUCAGCCAGCGGUUACAGAGUCUGGAGUCAAAGCUAACCUCUGUGAGCUUCCUGGGAGAUACUCUAUCCUUUGAGGAGGACCUGAUCAAUGCCACAGUGUGGAAGCUGCCACCCACAGCCGGGCUAGAGGAUCUGCAAAUCCACUCCCAGCAGGAGGAGGGGCAGAGUGAGGUCCAGGGGUACUCGGUGCGGCUGCCGCGGGCCCUCUUCCAGCAGACCAGAGGCCGUCGCAGGGAUGCCGCCAAGAGGCUCCUGGUGGUGGAUUUCAGCAGCCAGGCCUUGUUCCAGGACAAGAAUUCUAGCCAAGUCUUGGGUGAGAAGGUCUUGGGUAUUGUUGUACAGAAUACCAAAGUUAGCAACCUCUCGGAGCCCGUGGUACUCACCUUCCAGCACCAGCCCCAGCCGAAGAAUGUGACUCUGCAGUGUGUGUUCUGGGUUGAAGACCCGACAUCAAGCAACCCUGGGAGCUGGAGCAGUGCGGGCUGUGAGACCGUCCACAGAGACACGCAGACAUCCUGCCUGUGCAGCCAUCUGACCUACUUUGCGGUUUUGAUGGUGUCAUCCACGGAGGUAGAAGCCAUUCACAAGCACUACCUCACGCUCCUGUCCUACGUGGGCUGUGUCAUCUCUGCUCUGGCGUGUGUCUUCACCAUUGCCGCCUACCUCUGCUCCAGGAGGAAGUCACGUGACUACACCAUCAAAGUGCACAUGAACCUUCUGCUGGCUGUCUUCCUGCUGGAUGUGAGCUUCCUGCUCAGUGAGCCUGUGGCACUGGCGGGCUCCGAGGCCGCCUGUCGCACUAGCGCCAUCUUCCUGCACUUCUCCCUGCUUGCCUGCCUCUCCUGGAUGGGCCUUGAGGGCUACAACCUCUACCGACUGGUGGUAGAGGUCUUUGGUACCUACGUUCCUGGCUACCUGCUCAAGCUGAGCAUCGUGGGCUGGGGUUUUCCUGUCUUCCUGGUCGCUCUGGUGGCGCUGGUGGAUGUGAAUAACUACGGCCCCAUCAUCCUGGCCGUGCGCCGGACUCCAGACCGUGUCAUCUACCCCUCUAUGUGCUGGAUCCGGGACUCUCUGGUUAGCUAUGUCACCAACCUGGGCCUCUUCAGCCUGGUGUUCCUUUUCAACCUGGCCAUGCUGGUCACCAUGGUGGUGCAGAUCCUGCGACUUCGCCCACACAACCAGAAGUGGCCCCACGUGCUGACCCUGCUGGGCCUCAGCCUGGUCCUCGGUCUUCCCUGGGCCUUGGUCUUCUUUUCCUUUGCUUCCGGUACCUUCCAGCUUGUCAUCCUCUACCUCUUCAGCAUCAUAACUUCCUUCCAAGGCUUCCUGAUCUUCCUGUGGUACUGGUCCAUGCGGUUCCAGGCCCGAGGCGGUCCCUCCCCUCUGAAGAACAACUCGGACAGUGUCAAACUCCCCAUCAGCUCCGGCAGCACCUCUUCCAGCCGCAUCUAGGCCCCUGCCCCACCUCCCCAUGGGAGGACACACGCAUGGCGCCUGUUCACAUUGUCUGUGGCUCGGUUGUGUGCCCAGCCUUUGUUGGGUAUGGGCAUCGUAGUAGAGAAGGCCCUAGUCCCUGGAGGGAUAGGGCUGUUGUUCUGGUAGGUUGACAUCUAGCUGACCUUGGGGACUACUCUGCUCCCAGAUCUGGUCCUCAAAGCACACUGCCAUGCUGGCUGUGGGGCUGUCCUCACAGCUGUAUCAGGCUGGAGCCUCAGGCCUUGCCUUACUGGUCACCUCUGGGCCCAGCUGUGAGACUCGCAGGCCCAAGCCACGGUUAGGGUUAGAUUUUGGAGUUUGACACAUCCUGAACGGUUGCCCCUGCCUGAGACACAGCUGCCUUGGCUCUUGCCACUCUGUCCCCGUGGUCACCGUGCGGCACUCUGCCUGUCUCUGACUUUUGAUCCUGGGGAUAACGCUGAGGGUGGAUGGGCUGGCUGGGAGAAGCUCUGGAGCCAGAACCCCUCAGGAGACAAACACCUCCUGCUACCUGCCUGUCAGCCCUCUUCCUUCCCCCAAUCCCCUCCUCCUCUGUGGUCCCCUAGCCCUUCACCUGCAGCUCGGGGUCCCAGGUUUAUGCUGUGAUUUGGGGUAGCUGAUGCCUGCUAUAAACUUCUAUCUGCUGUGGGCCUUGGCCUUUCACCACCUCUGGCUCAGGGAAGGUUCUAGGGCUGGAUCAGGCCAACCUGUCUGAGCUUCUCUCCAAGCUGCCUCCCCUUUGCUCACAACUCAGAGGGGCUUCCGCCUCUCCUGAAGCCUCCCUCCAGCAAGAACUGUGGGAAACGGCGCUUUUUUCAACCCAAUAUUCUGAAGACGAAGACAGCCUUCUCUGGUGACAUUGGCAGAGACAUUGAUGUUCUCCUGAGGGGUGAUCUUCAAAUCACUGCAGAUGGGUCUGAAGACACUGGACUGCCUGUCAUGGAUUCUGUCCCACUAACACACUUUGGUCCUGUGCCAGGUGGGAAGAUCUGGCAGUGGCCCUUGGAAACUUCCACAGUGUCCUGGAGCUUUAGUUAUAGGGAUGGGGAACCACUUCUCUUGACUGGGAAUCCAGGAGGACUUCCUGCAGGAGGUAGCAUUUCAUCUUGACCUCAGCCUUCAAAAUGAGGAAAAUAUGCUCUUUUUAAAAAAACUCCAAUUCAUUUGUCUUUUGAUAUUAAAGCUCUGUGUAGAGUUUGGAAACUGUAGGAGAUUGUUGAGAAGAAAAAUAAAAAUUGGCUGUUAUCUGAUGCCAUGGCAAAGCAA
Messenger RNA from Alexandromys fortis (reed vole), 3655 nucleotides. RefSeq names its product adhesion G protein-coupled receptor G1 (gene Adgrg1). Lineage: Eukaryota; Metazoa; Chordata; Mammalia; Rodentia; Cricetidae. The coding region runs from base 305 to 2365 and encodes 686 amino acids. The record is from RefSeq and is a predicted model, not a curated record. Gene Ontology annotation, biological process: adenylate cyclase-activating G protein-coupled receptor signaling pathway; cell surface receptor signaling pathway. The transcript has 14 exons. Gene Ontology annotation, molecular function: G protein-coupled receptor activity; heparin binding. Gene Ontology annotation, cellular component: plasma membrane.